GGGAAGUAGAGAGGGGGAUGAUGAUGCAAAUGCAGCCAGUGGGGUAGGAGGUUGAAGCCACGUGGGUCAUUCUAGGAGUUCACCUGCUACACAUCAAGGAGAAUCGAGGAUGUAAAUCAAGUGCCUGCUUUUCCAUGCGGUCACGAGGAAAAUGUGCGUAGGGGUAAUGGAGUGUACUCGAAAAACCUGCAAAAGUUUGGUAAUCUUGUGAAUGAUAUAAAAAAUCGGCGGAUUACUGCUAAACUGAAAAUCAUUGUGGUUUGAUUUUUAGAAGGGUUUAUAUACAUUGGAGUCGUACAAGUAGGGAGAAAAUACAAAGAAAUGGAGAUGGCUAAAAAUCAUCACAUUCACUAGUUUUUGACCAUACAUAUAUCAGUUUGUGGGCAUUUAUAAACCAAUGCAAUUCUGGAGGUUUGGUUUAGAACAUAUCUCUUAGAUGAACCAACUCUGUUCGUUGUCAUGAAAAAGAAAUUUUUAUGUCUUUAUGUCGUCAUGAUGUCAUCACAAAGUGGGUUUAACCAUCUCUGUUACAAGAACAAGGCAAAAUAACACUCCCUCUGCAUUCAGAGGGCUAGAUUUUAGGGUGAAAAUGUGGAUUGAUUGACAUUGGCAUUUCGCUGCCUAGAGGAUGUUGGUGGAUUCAUGGAUAAAGAAGGAUAUGACCAGGUCAACCAAGUUAUCUCGAUAUCCACUGGAAAGGAGGGUCAUUGAUUGUUCUGGAACGAAUUGAAUGUCCUGCCUGCCUUUUUUUAGAUUAGCUAUUCUCAAAUAAUCUUAUGCCUCUAAUAUCUUCUUUCUUACCAAAAUUAAGGGAAAUUAGCCUUCGUCCCUUGAUUGGUGACAGUUUUCCUUUUGUCACCUCCAUUGCCAAUAGCAGUUGAUGAAGAGGAAGACAAAGCCCCAAAUUUCCCAAAAACGCCAAACACUGUAAUAAAAACAUUAAAAAUUAAUAUUACAUUAGUUCAUGCGCAGCUUCAUCAACCCUUUAGGGUAUACUUUAAAGAAAAAAAAGGAAAGCACUGAAGAAAAAGAGAAGUAAUUUGAAAAGUUCCGGCAAGAUGAAUGAUUUGAUCUCAAGUUCGUUCAAGAAAUAUACAGAACUGAAGCAACAGGCCUACCUGGAUGACAUAGAAGCUGGAAAUGAGAGCGUUAAUCUCGAUAAGUUCUUUGAAGAUGUUGAGAAUGUAAAGGAGGACAUGAAAAGUGUGGAACGGCUGUAUAAGGCAUUACAAGAAGCCAAUGAAGAGAGCAAAACUGUCCACAAUGCAAAGACCAUGAAACAACUACGUGCCCGAAUGGACACGGAUGUUGAGCAGGUGCUUAAAAGAGUCAAAAUUAUCAAGGGAAAGCUUGAAGCUUUAGAACGCUCCAAUGCGGCUAGUCGAAACGUUCCAGGUUGUGGUCCUGGAUCAUCUGCAGAUAGAACCAGAACAUCAGUGGUUAGUGGCUUGGGAAAGAAACUGAAGGAUUUGAUGGAUGAUUUUCAAGGAUUGAGAUCAAGAAUGCAAUCAGAAUAUAAAGAAACAGUGGAACGCAGGUAUUUUACGAUCACAGGGCAGAAGGCUGAUGAAGACACAAUUGAGAAUUUGAUAUCAAGUGGUGAAAGCGAAAGCUUCCUGCAAAGGGCCAUUCAGGAACAAGGAAGAGGUCAGAUUAUGGAUACCAUAUCGGAAAUUCAAGAAAGAUAUGAUGCUGUCAAGGAGAUAGAGAAGAACUUGAUUGAGCUCCAUCAGAUAUUCCUGGACAUGGCUGCACUUGUGGAAGCUCAGGGUCACCAACUCAACGACAUUGAAAGCCAUGUUGCUUAUGCUAGUUCCUUUGUAAGACGAGGUACUGAACAACUUCAGGAAGCUAGGGAAUAUCAGACGAGCUCGAGGAAGUGGACAUGUAUUGCAAUAAUUGCAGGUGCUGUCCUUAUUUUAGUCCUCCUCUUACCCCUUUUACCAACAAUUAUAAAUCUGUCGAUAGCAAGAAGAGAAGGGAAAAUCUCUUUUUGAGAUGUAUUCUGAUUUUCAGCCUAACAAAAUUCAGUUUAGAUCGUACAUAUAGCAAGUUUCUCAUAAACUAUUGUGUUUCUGAUCACAUGAGAAAAAAAGUGUACUAGACAGGAGUUUUCUCAUAAAAAUAGCACAAUUAAAAAUGAGAGUUGGGGAAAUUCCUUCACCAUUGGGCACUCUUGAUUCUUCUAUCCAAUCAAGUUGGAAUCCAACAAAGUUGGAGCCAAUCAGUAUGGGAGAAGAUUUUGUUAAACAGUAUUCCUCCAAAGGGUUCCGGAAGAAGAGCUAGUUUGAGACGAUAUUGUUGCGUCGGUGGUUACCCGGGCAUCUCAAAUGUUAAAUUGACCAUGUUUAAAUAGCUGUUUGACAUCCCUUUUUUUAAUGAAAUUUCACUGCUUUUCUUUUUCCACUUCCUUUUGUCGACAUUAUUGGCUUGCCUGAUAUGGUCUGGAUAAAAUAGACGUUAAAAGGCCUUCAGUUCCCAGUUCAUUUACACUGAAGGGGUAUGCUUCCAGUCCUAACGUCCGAAAAUAGAAGCCUAAUCUUCAUUGGACAAUCUACAAUCCGUUUUCUACAAGUCCAAAACAUCCAAAAUUGAACAAAAAUACAGAGAUUUGCCUCAUUUCUUUGCCGUGUUUAGAAUGCCUAACACCAUGAACUGCAUUGACUUUGAAUUCAAGAAUUUCCACCAUGCCAAAAAUAAUGCCAGCCCUUAAAUGGGAUUAUACUGGUUUUGG
This is a messenger RNA of Durio zibethinus, 2734 nucleotides long. The record is from RefSeq and is a predicted model, not a curated record. Lineage: Eukaryota; Viridiplantae; Streptophyta; Magnoliopsida; Malvales; Malvaceae.